AUGCAGCGCUUCACAGCCUUGUAUCAAACCCAGACAGCGCGAGUCAGCGUUGAUCAAGGUCAGACAACGCAUCCGCGUCGCAGCCUCCUACCAAAGCCAGACCGCGUGCGCUUGGGCGACCUGGCAGUAUCCCAGCCCUCGUGCCUCCUCCGUGUGGCAUGGCAGCUAGGCACCGAAGGGGUGCUACAGCUGAACGAUUUUUUUAAUCCAAAUACAAAUAAUGAUCUCCAAUUGAAAUUUCACUCUGUUACACCCUUUCGGUGCCUAGCUGCCAUGCCACCCAAAGGAGCACGAGGGCUUGGGUAA
This is a messenger RNA of Opisthorchis viverrini, 306 nucleotides long. RefSeq lists its product as hypothetical. The transcript is spliced from 3 exons. The record is from RefSeq and is a predicted model, not a curated record. The coding region runs from base 1 to 306 and encodes 101 amino acids. Lineage: Eukaryota; Metazoa; Platyhelminthes; Trematoda; Opisthorchiida; Opisthorchiidae.